Molecule: messenger RNA, 741 nt
Organism: Protomyces lactucae-debilis
Lineage: Eukaryota; Fungi; Ascomycota; Taphrinomycetes; Taphrinales; Protomycetaceae
Product: Fat storage-inducing transmembrane protein
Exons: 1
Coding region: 1-741 (246 amino acids)
Biological process (GO): phospholipid biosynthetic process; lipid storage; lipid droplet organization
Cellular component (GO): endoplasmic reticulum membrane
Source: RefSeq, a predicted model, not a curated record
AUGAAUGCUGGGCGAUUUACUACGGUCGACAAGAUCAUUCUUGGCAUCUAUCCAUGCACGCUCCUUCUCGGCUUCUGCUUUUCCCUGGGACACUCAACAUCGUACUUUGCUACAAAGGGAAACCUCUUCAAUAUCUUGUUUGUCAAGAAUGGCUGGCUUUGGACGUCUCUCGUCUUUUUCCUGCAUCUCAACAGACUGCCAGGCUCAAUAAUGAACCAGAAAGCAGCAUUGUUGCGCUGGAUGACGGCGACUCUGUUGUGGAUCCUAGUCACACAAUGGGCUUUUGGUGCGCCGUUGACGGACCGUACCAUGAUCUGGUCAGGUGGUGUUUGUGAAUUGGCCAAAAAGGGCGUAGAAACGGAUGUGGAAAUUGGCGAACAGGCAGAGGCUCUUGCAGCAGUGACGAAUGCUGCUUGCAAGAAAAUUCAAGGUCGUUGGCGGGGUGGACAUGAUUUGAGUGGACAUGUCUUCAUCUUGACGCAUGCAAGUCUCUUUCUCUGGUACGAGCUGUUGCCCCUUCUCCUGGCGCAAUCAUCGCUACUCACAGACAACGCCUCCAAGGCCAGUUUUGCGCUCCUCGGCGGUUGGUGGUGGAUGCUGCUUAUGACGGCAGCUUACUUUCACACCUGGAAGGAAAAGAUGACUGGCUUGAUGGUCGGUAUGGUAGGUGCCUUGCUCAUGUACAAGAUUGUCCCUCGUGUGCCUGCGUUGCGCUCCAUCUUUGGCACUCCAGGACGGUGA